GUGUGAGGUUUUUUUCUUACUCCACCAGCAUAUUCAACCUGUUCAUGAUGCCCUACAUCAUGCUCAAAACUGGUAUUGGAUUUGAAAGUCUGUUUAUACAAGCUGCCUUUUAUGGGUUGAUCGGGUUUUUUACAUUUGUAACACCGGUUACUUUGCAUGUCCUUACAAAAGGCUAUGUGAUUCGACUCUACUAUAAAGAUGAAAUGGACACGUAUACAGCCAUUACAUACAAUGCGAUCUUGGCAGAAAAAGCGACUGUUUUUCAUCAGAAGGAUGUAAAGAUUCCGGACAUCACCAAGAUGUUUACAACAUUUUACGCUAAAACGAAAUCGAUGCUUGUUAAUCCGAUGCUUUUCCCAAAUCCUCAGGAUUAUAACCAUCUCAUGGGCUAUGACAAAUCCUUUUAUUUUAACUUAGAGGAGGAGAAGGAAGCUGAUGAAAGAAAAUAA
Molecule: messenger RNA, 449 nt
Organism: Phaethon lepturus (White-tailed tropicbird)
Lineage: Eukaryota; Metazoa; Chordata; Aves; Phaethontiformes; Phaethontidae
Gene: TMEM70
Product: transmembrane protein 70
Exons: 1
Biological process (GO): mitochondrial proton-transporting ATP synthase complex assembly
Cellular component (GO): mitochondrial membrane
Source: RefSeq, a predicted model, not a curated record